Poeciliopsis prolifica (blackstripe livebearer) is the source of this 1408-nucleotide messenger RNA. RefSeq lists its product as uncharacterized. Lineage: Eukaryota; Metazoa; Chordata; Actinopteri; Cyprinodontiformes; Poeciliidae. The transcript is spliced from 3 exons. The record is from RefSeq and is a predicted model, not a curated record. The coding region runs from base 192 to 1004 and encodes 270 amino acids.
UGUGCUUCGUCUUUGGUCUGCAGCACCGUAGAUGUCCUUCCCUUCUUUCACCGCUCAGGUCCAGGAAUCAUCCCUUGGCCGCCGGCUGCACUUCGUUAAUCUUCCAGUGGCUCCUCACAGAUCCUACUGCCGCUCCUAGCCUUCCUUCGGCCUCCAUCGGCGGCGUCGAAGCGGGACAUCUCCCCUUUUUCAUGUCGUGGUCACAUUCCGUCAUCCGCCUGGUUCCCUGCUCCGGCUCACGAUCGUUCAAUUGCUGCGGCUCUCCGACGCUGCCCCGCAGUCGUGCGCAGGUUCUCCCCAAGACCUGCUUUGGUUCCUCCUGCUCUUUCUGCUGUCUCAUCACGACCUGGCUCCAUUACCUGGACGGUCUCCUCCUGUUCGUCUCCGGGAGUACGCUGCCUCCGGACCACUGCGUUCACUUCCGCGUGUCUCGGCUCUCAGCCGGCUCUUCAGUCUCAUCAUACCGUAACCUCUCCCGCCCAUCGAGGGCGUUGCCAGAUCCUGUAAACAUCAAAGCAGAACCAGGAGAGAACGUCAAUCUGCCAUGUGAAGCUGACAGGAACAGCAAAGUCUCAGCUGUAAUCCUGACCAGAAACGACCUGGAACCAGAAUAUGUGUUUCUCUACAGGGAUGAAGAGAUUGAUGUAGAUCUCCAGAACCCUCAGUACUCGGGCCGAACAGAACUGCACAGCCUUUACAUCACUGAUGGAAAGGUCAAUGUGACUAUAAAGAAUGUGACAGAGAAGGACAGUGGAGACUAUGAAUGCAGUGUCAGGGCUGGAAUAGGAAGCAACACACGCAGGAAGAGAGCCGCUUCAGAAAAGACCACCACCAUCAUAAAGCUGAGUGUAGCUGCUGCUCCUCCUCCAGGUGGAGGACACAUUGGACCGGUUCUGAAGGUGGUUGCUGUGGUUGCUGUUCUGGCUCCUCUGGUUGGGUUUGUCUGGAAGAAGAGAAAUGUUUCUCCUCCCCAGGAUGAAACUGUAGAGACUCUUCAGGCCUGACUAGCAGCUGUAAACAUCAGCAGAUAUUGUUAUUAUGCUUUGCCCUGCUUACAUCAGUGUAAUCCAGCCAUUGGACAGACACAAGACCGAACAUUCCUAAUGACGGUCCCAAGCCCGGAAAAUGGGGAGGGUUACUGAGGAAGGGUUGGGUUCCUAUUUCAAUCUGUGGGCUGAAACUUAUUAAUCACAAUAUUUCAACAAAUUACAUCAACUGAUUAACAGACUUAUUACUUUCUGUAAUAUUGACCUGGGUACAUCCCUAAAUAAUACGUUUUAAGAAGCGUCUGAUUUUAAAUCUCUCUUCUGUUAACACAUCUGUUUCUGUGUUUCUCAUUUAUGAUUAUAUUUUAGUCUUCUGGUGUCAGUUUAUUGUGACAUUUAAUAAAAGCAAAAUGAGAAGCUGA